Molecule: messenger RNA, 758 nt
Organism: Fopius arisanus
Lineage: Eukaryota; Metazoa; Arthropoda; Insecta; Hymenoptera; Braconidae
Gene: bisc
Product: biscotti
Exons: 3
Coding region: 112-666 (184 amino acids)
Source: RefSeq, a predicted model, not a curated record
UAUGUCGAGUGCAUUGUUUUUAUUCUCUUAUUAAUGUUGACGUCUCAGUAGUAAUUUCUACGUGAAUGAAUUCAUAACAUGAUUGCAAAAAAUAAAUAAAAUGGUAGGGCAAUGUAUUCACUAAUCAAGUACGUGAUUAUGUGUUCAAUAUUAAUGACGCGAGUAGGAGACUGUGUCGAUUACACAUACGAAAUAGACUGUAAUAACCUAAGAAUAGGACAAUAUAUUUGUCCACAUCCUGAAUAUGAUUUGAUUGAUCCUAAAACACAACAACCGAGGGGCUGCACGAAGGAAAAUAAAGCCAAAAUUUUGUGCCUAGCAGCUGAUGGACUGAUUUGUACAGAAUCUAGAAAUAAUACAUUCCAGAGGGAAAUUCCGUGUCGAUGGACCAACGGCUACUCAUUCGAAACAUCAGUAUUGCUAUCGAUAUUCCUGGGAAUGUUUGGGGCAGAUAGAUUCUAUCUAGGAUACCCUGCAAUUGGUCUUUUGAAACUCUGCACACUUGGAUUUUUAUUUCUGGGACAAUUCUGUGAUGUUAUAUUGAUAGCAACACAAAUUGUUGGGCCCGCCGAUGGCUCGCACUACGUGAUGCCGUAUUUUGGGGCUGGUAUUAACAUAAUCAGUAGCAAUAAUUUUACGUACAAAGUGCCACAAGAGGAUUGGUGAUAACGGCUGUUACAUUAAUUCAUUAAUAAUUGUGAAUAAAGUUAUCAUUCUGUAUAUGAAAAUUGUUGGGAAAUAAAUUUAUGGCUUUAAAA